AAAUACAAUACAAAUACUAUCUCUCCUUUGCUUGCUCUUUUGGAUGUUGUACUAGGGGAGGAAUGGCCGCGCAUUUCUCUCCUCUCACGCCAUGAACAUCACCACGGGGGCCAAGGAGGACAGGCAGUUCAUGACGGGGCUUCACACGGUCACCGACAUCCACUGCCGUGGCUGCCGCGAGGUGCUCGGAUGGAAGUACGAGAGAGCCUACGAGGAAUCCCAAAAGUACAAGGAAGGCAAGUUCAUAUUUGAAAAAGACAAGAUCGUGCAGAAGAAUAGCAGAGAGAUGGCGGAACUGGUUGGGCCGCGGGUGUACAGCUGCCGCCAUUGCCGGAACCACGUCUGCCUCCUUGACGAUAUUAUCUCCAAGGCCUUCCAGGGGAGGAAUGGCCACGCGUUUCUCUCCUACCACGCCAUGAACGUCACCACAGGGGCCAAGGAGGACAGGCAGCUCAUGACAGGGCUCCACAUGAUCACCAACAUCCAUUGUCGUGAUUGCCAGGAGGUGCUCGGGUGGAAGUACGAGAGGGCCUACGAGGAGUCCCAGAAGUACAAGGAAGGCAGGUUCAUAUUUGAACAGGCCAAGAUCAUGCAGGAGAACUGGUAG
Messenger RNA from Triticum aestivum (bread wheat), 607 nucleotides. RefSeq names its product protein yippee-like At4g27745. The transcript has 3 exons. The coding region runs from base 92 to 607 and encodes 171 amino acids. NCBI's taxonomy places the organism in Eukaryota, Viridiplantae, Streptophyta, Magnoliopsida, Poales, Poaceae. The record is from RefSeq and is a predicted model, not a curated record.